GCAAGUUUUAUGUCUUAGAGUAAGAAAACAAAGCUCAAGAGAAAAAUAUUAAUAUUUUGAUUUGUAGUAGGGCAACUCUAAUGGCACGGUUUGAGCCAUAUCAUUAUAACCAAAAUCCAGAGCUAAUAAAUUUGGACUCACCAGCUUCUACUCCUUCCAGAUUCAUGCUUUUCUCCGAUGGAGCUUUAGUUGAUGCCCAUCACAAUAAUUCUCACUUCUCACAAAAAUUAUUGCACGGUGAUUCGGGAAGAAAAGGCAAUAAAGGAGUGAGUGGGUCGAAGAGAAGAAGAAAGAGGUUGGAGGAGGAAAAAACCAUGAAAGAAGAUGAGACUCAUCAGAAGCCAAAAGAUGUUGUCCAUGUCCGAGCUAAGAGAGGUCAAGCUACUGAUAGCCACAGCUUGGCUGAAAGGGUACGAAGAGAGAGGAUUAAUGAAAGGCUGAAAUGCUUACAAGACCUUGUUCCAGGCUGCUACAAGACAAUGGGAAUGGCAGUGAUGCUUGAUGUCAUCAUAGAUUAUGUUCGAUCACUCCAGAAUCAAAUCGAGUUUUUGUCGACGAAACUCUCUGCGGCAAGUGCUUACUACGACCUUAAUUCUUUCGACAUUGAGCCAACGGAUAUAUUUCAGGGAGGGAACAUGUCUAGUGCUGAAGAGAUGGAAAGGAUUCUCAUUGGGACUCAGCCUCCUAAUUUCAGUUCAACAUUGCCCUUUUAAUCAUAGAAGUAUCAGAGAAAUUAUUCUCCUUCUCUAAGACUGAACUGAACUCUAUAAAUAAGGACUUAAUU
Messenger RNA from Camelina sativa (false flax), 784 nucleotides. Its product is annotated as transcription factor bHLH75-like. Gene Ontology annotation, cellular component: nucleus. Gene Ontology annotation, biological process: regulation of DNA-templated transcription. The record is from RefSeq and is a predicted model, not a curated record. Lineage: Eukaryota; Viridiplantae; Streptophyta; Magnoliopsida; Brassicales; Brassicaceae. Gene Ontology annotation, molecular function: DNA-binding transcription factor activity; protein dimerization activity.